Toxorhynchites rutilus septentrionalis is the source of this 2376-nucleotide messenger RNA. RefSeq lists its product as uncharacterized. The coding region runs from base 1 to 2376 and encodes 791 amino acids. The transcript has 2 exons. Lineage: Eukaryota; Metazoa; Arthropoda; Insecta; Diptera; Culicidae. The record is from RefSeq and is a predicted model, not a curated record.
AUGGUCGUCCAACAACUGUGUGAUCAUUUGGUGGCCUCAGAGCUUGUAGAUCACCUCGUAAACCCGAUGCUUAUCUCAGAACUGGUGGAGAAGUUGCCCCCCAGUACUAAACUAGAAUGGGUAAGGUACAAGCGACUACAAGCUGCAGUGAAUUUGUCAACGUUCUCCGAUUUUCUAUCCGGAAUCGUCUCGGAGGCAACCGAAGUCACACUCUACAUGGAACCGCAGUCGGAAAACCGUUCCAACCGUAAUAGGAACAAUGUUAAAGUGAGAACCAGAGAGAAUGAGGGCUUCCUGAACACCCAUAUGGGAAUAGAACAAUCGUCGAAACAGCUAUCAGAUCAGCAAAAAAGCUACGUUCAGUACGCCAACCGCAAGCCAUGCCAGUUUAAGAAGUUGGCCUGGAGUGACAGAAUGAAAAUUGUGGAGCAAUGGAAAUUGUGCCAGCUGUGCCUUAACGAACACGGACAAACGCGCUGCCGUUUCAAAGGCCACUGCAACAUUGGUAACUGCAGGGAACGUCACCACUCACUCAUUCAUCCGACGAAUUCAAUUGCACCGCUUUCAACAAACUGUCUCAUUCAUAAUUCGGAACAACAUCCCGUCAUCUUCCGAGUAGUUCCAAUUAAACUUUAUAACGGGAAGCGAACUAUGGACGUCAUCGCUUUCUUGAGGGAGGGCUCGUCGUAUUCUCUGAUGGAAAGCAGCGUUGCUGAUCAUAUGAAUUUAAGCGGUGUCUGGAAACCAAUAAUCGUGAAGUGGACGGCUGGCAUGAGCCGACUGGAACGAGAUUCAAAAUCCAUCGAUGUGUCGGUUUCUGCAAAAGGAUCAAAGGAAAGGUUUCUUCAUCGCAAUGUCCAUACGGUACAGCAGCUGCAAUUGCCGGAACAGAAGAUACGAUUUGCAGAGGUAACGAAUCGAUUCAAGCAUCUCUACGGUCUGCCGGUGGCUGAUUGUCUGGACGGUCCUCCCAGGAUUCUCAACGGUCUCAAACAUCUGCACGUGUAUGCACCACUUGAGUCGCGCAUUGGCAAACCUGGCGAACCAAUAGCAGUACGAGCGAAACUUGGUUGGACAAUAUACGGCCCUCAAGGCAACGAUGAUCCAUCUGCCGGUUUCACUGGUCAUCACGAAUCUGGUGAACUAACAGACCAGGAUCUGCGUGAACUUCUCCGAAAACAUUUUACUUUGGAGGAGUCUGGAAUGUCCGUCAUAGUGCUUCCAGAAUCAGACGAAGACCGCAGAGCCAGAGAACUACUGGAAAAAACAACCAUCCGUGUCGAUGACCGCUUCGAGACGGGGCUCUUAUGGAAAGAUGACAACCCGCAACUACCAGACAGCUUCCCGAUGGCGCUAAAGCGAAUGAAAAGUUUGGAGCGGAAAUUGGCGAAAAAUCCACAGCUUGAACAGAAUGUGAAAAAUCAAAUUGAGGAGUAUCAACUUAAAGGGUACGCCCACGUCGCAACGCCGAAGGAGUUAUCGGAAGCAGAGCCAGGUAAGGUCUGGUUCCUUCCACUAAACGUUGUCUUAAAUCCCAAAAGGCCGGAAAAGGUCCGGUUGGUUUGGGACGCAGCGGCAUCUGUCCAAGGAAAGUCUCUCAACUCCGUGUUGUUAAAAUGCCCCGACCUUCUCACCAGUCUCCCAUCAGUACUGUGUCCUUUCCGUGAACGCCCUGUCGCUUUCGGGGGUGAUAUUGCAGAGAUGUAUCACCAAUUUAAAAUACGUGCGGACGACAAAUCAGCGCAAAUGUUCGUUUUUCGACCGAGUUCAUCCGGUCAUCCGGUGAUUUACAUAAUGGAUGUCGGCACUUUUGGUUCCACCUGUUCGCCAUGUUCGGCGCACUACAUUAAGAACCUAAACGCGAAGGAUUUUGUCGAUCAGUUCCCUGAUGCUGUCAAGGCAAUUGUUGACAAGCAUUACGUCGACGAUUACCUUGAUUCCACAUUCACGGUGGGUGAGGCUAUAAAGCGGGCCAGUGAGGUUGCGUUCAUCCAUUCUAAGGCAGGAUUUACCCUUCGGAAAUGGGUGUCAAACAGCUCAGAGUUCUUGAAAUAUUUUGGAGAGCUAGCAAAAAACCAAAUGAUCCACUUUCGUUGUGAUAAGACCGGCGGUAUGGAAAGAGUUCUGGAGAUGUCCUGGAAUACAGCAAAAGAUACUUGCGUGUUUGCUACCGUUCUGCGCGACGACUUGAAGUCUUUCUUGAUGGAAGGGAAGCUACCUACAAAACGUAUUUUAUUGAGCAUCGUCAUGAGCUUUUUUGAUCCGCUCGGGUUGUGGGCGUUGUUCACUGUAUUUGGAAAAAUGAUCAUCCAGGAUCUUUGGAGAAACGGUUGUUCUUGGGACGAUAUCCUCGAUGAAAUAUCGGCGCAGAAAUAG